This is a messenger RNA of Acanthisitta chloris (rifleman), 3491 nucleotides long. It is a transcript of the gene PHKB, whose product is annotated as phosphorylase kinase, beta. Gene Ontology annotation, molecular function: calmodulin binding. Gene Ontology annotation, cellular component: phosphorylase kinase complex. The transcript has 32 exons. The record is from RefSeq and is a predicted model, not a curated record. Gene Ontology annotation, biological process: glycogen metabolic process. Bases 123 to 3383 code for a protein of 1086 amino acids. NCBI's taxonomy places the organism in Eukaryota, Metazoa, Chordata, Aves, Passeriformes, Acanthisittidae.
GCCGCACACAUGGCUGAUGUGAGCUGGAAGAUGCUGGAGCUGCGCGCUCGCUCGAAACGCUCAGUUUUGACAAUUGCUGUGGCUUAGCCUGAGCCGUUUGUGAUUAGCUGCACCAAUUUGAAAUGGCCAAUUGGGAUGAUGACAGAGCCUCCUCUGCGCAUGCUUUUGUAAAGUUUGGUUCUAUUUAUGAGCCACUUAAAAGUAUUAACCUUCUAAAGCCAGAGGGGGAAAGUCUGUGGGAUAAAUUGAAUCAUUACUAUAGAAUUGUUAAAUCAACGGUGUUGCUCUAUCAAAGUCCAACCACAGGUCUCUUUCCCACAAAGACCUAUGGGGAUAACCAGAAGGCAAAAGUCCAGGACAGUCUCUACUGUGCUGCCUGUGCCUGGGCAUUAGCCCUUGCCUACAGGCGUAUUGAUGAUGACAAGGGAAGGACUCAUGAGCUGGAGCAUUCUGCUAUAAAGUGUAUGAGAGGAAUUCUCUACUGCUACAUGCGUCAGGCCGAUAAGGUUCAGAAAUUUAAGCAAGACCCCAAACCAUCUGCAUGUCUACAUUCUGUUUUCUGUGCACGGACUGGAGACGAAGUGUUCUCCCAUGAGGAGUAUGGUCACCUGCAGAUCAAUGCUCUGUCCUUAUUUCUCCUCUAUUUGGUUGAGAUGAUCUCUUCGGGGCUGCAGAUUAUCUACAACACAGAUGAGGUGUCCUUUAUCCAAAAUCUUGUGUUUUGUGUGGAAAGAGCCUAUCGUGUGCCAGACUUUGGUGUCUGGGAGAGAGGAAGUAAAUACAACAAUGGCAGCCCAGAGCUGCAUUCCAGCUCCGUGGGGUUGGCAAAAGCAGCUUUAGAAGCAAUUAACGGGUUCAAUCUCUUUGGAAAUCAGGGCUGCUCUUGGUCUGUUAUAUUUGUGGAUUUUGAUGCCCAUAACCGUAACAGACAGACUCUGUGCUCGUUGCUGCCCCGAGAGUCAAGGUCUCAUAAUACUGAUGCAGCUCUUUUGCCCUGUCUUAGUUAUCCUGCGUUUGCUUUGGAUGAUGAGGUUUUGUUCACUCAAACAUUAGAUAAAGUUAUUAGAAAACUGAAAGGAAAAUAUGGGUUUAAAAGGUUCCUGAGAGAUGGGUACAGAACAGCCUUGGAGGACAGGACACGGCGCUACUACAAACCAGCUGAAAUCAAGCUUUUUGAUGGCAUUGAGUGUGAAUUCCCUCUGUUUUUUAUUUUCAUGAUAAUUGAUGGAGUUUUUAAAGGAAAUGAUGCACAAGUAAAGGAAUAUCAGGAUCUUCUGGACCCUUUGCUUCAACACACACCUGAAGGGUGUCCUGUGGUGCCCAAGUAUUACUACGUGCCAGCUGCCUUUGUUGAGCUGGAGAAGAGGAGCCCUGGCAGCCAGAAACGGUUUCCUAGUAACAAUGGCCGGGAUGGAAAGCUGUUCCUGUGGGGACAGGCAGUGUACAUCAUUGCAAAGCUCCUGGCUGACAAGUUAGUAAGCCCCAAAGAUCUGGACCCUAUCGGACGCUACGUGGCUCCCCAAGACCAGCGGAACGUUAGCAUGAGAUUCUCAAAUCAGGGUCCUUUAGAAAAUGACUUGGUAGUGCACGUGGCGCUGAUAGCAGAGAGCCAGCGCCUACAAGUGUUUCUGAACACAUAUGGAAUCCUAACUCAGACCCCCCAGCAGGUGGAACCAAUUCAGAUAUGGGCUCAAAAAGAACUUGUCAAAGCUUAUUUCCAUUUGGGGGUCAAUGAGAAACUGGGAUUAUCUGGAAGACCUGACAGACCUAUAGGAUGCCUUGGAACAUCAAAGAUUUAUCGAAUACUAGGGAAGACUGUAGUUUGCUACUCCAUCAUUUUUGAUCUCAGUGAUUUCUACAUGUCUCAGGAUGUUAUGAUGUUGAUUGAUGACAUUAAGAACGCGCUGCAGUUCAUUAAGCAGUACUGGAAGAUGCACGGCCGGCCGCUGUUCGUGGUGCUGAUCCGUGAAGACAACAUCAGAGGGAGCAGAUUCAGUCCCAUCUUGGAUAUGUUGGCAGCCUUUAGAAAGGGAGUUGUUGGAGGAGUGAAAGUUCACGUGGACAGAGUACAGACAUUAAUAUCUGGAGCAGUCGUUGAGCAACUUGACUUCCUAAGAAUCACUGAAGCAGAAGAGGCUCCUGUAUUUAAGAGUUUGGAGGAGUUGGAUCUUCCAAAACAUUCAAAAGUCAAGAGACAAUCUAGUACUCCAAAUGCUUCUGAACUUGAGCAGCAACCAGAUGUAAAUAUUAACGAUUGGAAAACCAAGUCAACGUAUGAGAUCCUGCAGAAACUUAAUGACUGCAAUUGCCUAGCAAGUCAAGCGUUGCUCUCCAGUAUAUUGCUUAAAAGGGAAGGACCGAAUUUUAUCACCAAGGAAGGUACUGUUGCUGAGCAUAUUGAAAGAAUCUAUAGACGUGCUGGCAGCAGAAAGCUCUGGUCUGUUGUGCGCUUCGCAGCAAGUCUUUUAGGUAAACUAGUGGACAGCCUUGCACCAUCUAUUACUAAUGUUUUAGUUCAGGGCAAGCAGGUGACACUUGGAGCUUUUGGCCAAGAGGAAGAAGUUAUUUCUAAUCCCUUAUCCCCAGCAGUGAUUAAGAACAUCAUCUACGAAAAAUGUAAUUUGCAAGAUGAAAGAGAAGCCGUAGUGCAGCAGGAACUCGUCAUACAUAUUGGCUGGAUCAUCUCAAACUCCCCUGAACUCUUCAGUGGCAUGCUCAAGAUCCGCAUCGGGUGGAUUAUCCAUGCUAUGAAGUAUGAACUGAAGAUCCGUGCUGGGGAUAUGCCAGCCAAGGACUUAUACCAGAUGUCCCCUAGUGAAGUGAAACAGCUUCUGCUGGAUAUCCUUCAGCCACAGCAGUCAGGCAGGAGCUGGCUGAUCAGGAGACAGAUCGAUGGGUCUCUGAACAGAACUCCUGCUGGAUUCUAUGAUCGGGUGUGGCAGAUCCUGGAGAGAACUCCCAAUGGCUUAAUAGUGGCAGGGAAAUUCCUACCACAGCAACCAACCUUGUCGGAUAUGACUAUGUAUGAAAUGAAUUUUUCCCUUCUGGUGGAAGAUAUGCUGCAAAACAUCGACCAGCCACAAUACAGGCAGAUCAUUGUAGAGUUGCUGAUGGUUAUUUCUGUUAUUUUGGAGAGAAAUCCUGAGCUAGAGUUCCAGGACAAAGUGGACUUGGACAAAGUGGUGCAAGAAGCAUUUCAUGACUUCCAGAAAGAUCACAGCAGUCCAAAGGGAGCUGAGUAUCAAAAUGACAUGACAGCCUUCUACAACACUAACCCACUUGGAAAAAGGGGAACAUGCAGCUACUUGAGCAAGGUUGUGAUCACUCUGCUGCUGGAAGGGAAUGUGAAGCCAUGCAAUGAGGAUCCUUGUACCAUUAGCUAAGGCUUGAAGCACAACACAGCAAUUGUUGCUUUAGGUAAUUCUAUGUAUUUUUCAUGCAGAUCCUAAAAUCCUGCUUGAAGAGUAGCCCUGGCUAGUAGCACAGACACA